Ceraceosorus bombacis is the source of this 222-nucleotide messenger RNA. NCBI's taxonomy places the organism in Eukaryota, Fungi, Basidiomycota, Exobasidiomycetes, Ceraceosorales, Ceraceosoraceae. The record is from the annotation of a GenBank genome assembly.
AUGCGCGUCUCGCGCAACAACGUCUUCACUCUCUCUCAGCUGCUUGCCGACCGCGAGAACCGAGAUCGUGCUGCGGCAGAGCAUCAAGGACGCACCGGACAUUGCAGAAUCGCUGAUCUUGAGUUUGUCGACGCAGAAGAAUGGGUGGACAACGACGACUACAAAGAUGCGAUGGACAUUGGCCUAUGGUUGCCAGAACCGAUGCCAAUCUUUGACGAUUGA